AUGGUUUACACUCCUGGCAGCCGCAAUGGUUGGAGAAACAUUGAAAAAUUCUAUCUUAAAUUUGAUAAUCUUAAUAAUAAACCUGCUGGAAUAUUUGUGAAUGGAGCUCUUCACUGGAUGCACAAAAAAGCAGAGAUGAUUCUGGUCUUCGAUUUGGCUAAUGAGACCUUUGUUGAACAUCUUGCAGCACCUCCUUUGCCAACGGACGGUUCUUUAGAUUUUGGAGUUGUGGGUGGGGUUUUAUUUUGUGCGCAUAGAUAUUUCUGUUCAGUCACUAAACAGUUCUCAUGUUAUAAUAUAUGGCUAUACAAAAAGAAGAUAGAUAAUUAUAAUAUGAAAGAACACCAGUCAUUGGGUUGGAGCCUAGAGUUUACAGCUGCUUGUCACAGGCCGUUAGCAUUUACUAAGAGUGGUGAUGUCUUAGGUUACAGUUCCAGCCUUCUCGAGGUCUAUGACCCAAAAACUUUAACCUCUAAAGUACUGGUGGAGUUUAAGCAACUAUUUUGUCAAGUAUUCGCUCACAAGAGAAGUUUUGUUUCUUUAAAAGACCUAGGGGAAGAAAGUACAAAAAUAAUGCAGUCAGUAUAA
This is a messenger RNA of Papaver somniferum (opium poppy), 588 nucleotides long. RefSeq lists its product as uncharacterized. NCBI's taxonomy places the organism in Eukaryota, Viridiplantae, Streptophyta, Magnoliopsida, Ranunculales, Papaveraceae. The record is from RefSeq and is a predicted model, not a curated record. The transcript has a single exon. Bases 1 to 588 code for a protein of 195 amino acids.